Molecule: messenger RNA, 2336 nt
Organism: Camelus dromedarius (Arabian camel)
Lineage: Eukaryota; Metazoa; Chordata; Mammalia; Artiodactyla; Camelidae
Gene: CES5A
Product: carboxylesterase 5A
Exons: 13
Coding region: 660-2060 (466 amino acids)
Source: RefSeq, a predicted model, not a curated record
CGGGGCCGGGGGGGCGGGGCCUGGGGCCGGGUGUGCGCCGGGGCGCCCCUCCCCGCCUCCGCCCCCGCCUCGGGCGCCGGCAGCGCGGGCUUCCUGGUCAAUGGGAGCUCGGGGCUGGGCAGCCCGCGACGCUGUCAGGUGGGCCUCCCACGUUCGCGGCCCGCGCUGCGUCCCUCGCUCUCCCGCUUCCUCUCCAUCUUGGUUCCAGCAGCUCGCCUUCUUGGUUGCUCUUCUGUUGCUGGGGCCGUAGCAGCCGAGGCCGAGUGGCCUCAGUUAACGCGAGGAGACUGUGGUUCUGAGGAAACCUGCGUUCCAGAUCGUUCGCCCUUGGGACAUGGGGACAGAUUCGGAUCUUUCGCUUCCUGCAUCCCACAAGCAUUUAUUGAGCACCUAGUAUGUGAGAGAGGAGGCUGUGAGAAGAGCAACACAGCAGGAUGAUACAAAGCCAGGGCCUGUUCUCGAGGAGUGUCUGCCGCCCUUUGCCAUCGCGGACCCUGCUCCGAGAUUCCCGGCCAUAGGUUACUAAGAUGAUUAUGCAGAUCUAUCAGAUAUAAGGAAAAAAUUCAGCCACCUCACUCAGUUUCUGCAAUCCCUACAAGGCUGCAUCUGAAAGUAGAGAGAUUAGGAAACUGAGGCUUAGCAAGAAAGGCAGCAAGUCAAUGGCAGAUCAAUGUGUAUGCUCUCCAGUUAUGAUGAAAAUGAAGGCCAAGGCUACCUGGCACUUUUGUCAAUCACACGAGUGUGGCUUACAGGUCAUGGUGUGGCUCCCUGGGGGCGCCUUUGAGACUGGCUCAGCAUCCAUCUUUGAUGGGUCCGCCCUGGCUGCCUAUGAGGACGUGUUGGUUGUGACGAUCCAGUACCGGCUAGGAAUGUUCGGCUUCUUCAACACAGGGGACAAGCACGCUUUGGGGAACUGGGCCUUCAUGGACCAGGUGGCUGCCCUCACCUGGGUCCAGGAGAACAUCGAGUUCUUUGGUGGGGACCCACACUGCGUGACCAUCUUUGGCGAAUCAGCAGGAGCCAUAAGUGUUUCCAGCCUUAUUCUGUCCCCCAUGGCCAAAGGGUUAUUCCACAAAGCCAUCAUGGAGAGUGGGGUGGCCAUCAUGCCUUACCUGAAGGCCCCUAAUGACGAAAGGAAUGAGGAUUUGCAGAUGGUUGCAAAUAUCUGUGGCUGCAAUGCUUCAGACUCUGUGGCCCUGCUGCAGUGCCUGAGGGCAAAAUCCUCCAAGGAAUUGCUGAGCAUCAACCAGAGAGCCAAGUCUUUCACUCGAGUAGUUGAUGGCUUUUUCUUCCCUCGUGAGCCUGUAGACCUGUUGACUCAAAAAUCCUUCAAGCCGGUUCCUUCUAUCAUCGGAGUCAAUAACCACGAAUGUGGCUUCCUGCUGCCCAUGAAGGAGUUUCCUGAGAUCCUCGAGGGCUCCAACAAGUCCCUUGCCCUGCAUUUGAUACACUCCAUCCUGCACAUCCCUAUCCAGUAUUUAUACCUCGUGGGUAAUGAAUACUUCUACAACAAGCACUCCCUGGUUGAUAUACGAAAUAGCUUCCUGGAUUUGCUUGGAGAUGUGUUCUUUGUGAUUCCUGGGCUGGUCACAGCAAAGUGUCACAGAGAUGCUGGUGCACCUGUCUACUUCUAUGAGUUUCAGCACCGGCCCCAGUGCUUAAAGGACAAGAAACCGGCUUUUGUCAAAGCUGAUCACACUGAUGAAAUCCGCUUUGUCUUUGGAGGUGCCUUCCUGAAGGGCGACAUUGUCAUGUUUGAAGGAGCCACAGAGGAGGAGCAAUGGCUGAGCAGGAAGAUGAUGAGAUACUGGGCUAACUUUGCUCGGACUGGGGACCCUAAUGGGGAAGGCCUGCCUCUGUGGCCAGUCUACAGUCAGACCGAGGAAUACUUGCAGCUGGACUUGAACAUGAGCGUGGGACGGAGACUGAAAGAGCUGGAGCUGCAGUUUUGGACAGACAUCCCCCUGAUGAUGUCCAUGGCCGGAGCACUCCUCGGUCCUCUUUCUUCCUUAACCUUCCUUUCUCUGCUUCUGCCUUUCUUUUUCUCUUUUGCUCCUUGAGAAGUUAUCUUUGCGUGAUUUUGGUUUUCCUUCUCCUUCUGAGAUUUCUGCCACAAUCAUUAGUUUCAUCUUUAGCUACUUAUGAAAUCAGCUGCUUUAGCUGAUGUUUUAGGGAUUGAGGAUGAUCCUCGGAGAAUUAUUUUCAACAUCAAAAUGCAAUUUGCCUUGGAAGGCUACCAGAUUUCUUCAGUAAAUCUGCAGGAGAACUGGCCCAUUAGUUGUCACCAUAAUGACCUUGUUACUUAUAUGAAAUAAAAUCAUAACGUAAAAUCUGUA